GUAGGUGGAGAUGAUGGAGGUGUGCGGGUGCUGUCCGCUGCUGUUAGCUGCAGGAGUUUGUGCGCUGCUGCUGCUGCUGGUCUUCAUUGUGUCUGACAGGGAUUUUACGCUGCUGUGGGCGGAAAAAUGGGGCACUAAACCAGAAGUGGCUCUGAGAGGGAAGGUGGUGUGGAUUACCGGAGCAUCCAGUGGUAUUGGUGAAGAGUUGGCAUAUCAACUCGCUGCUGCCAGAGCUCGACUUGUCCUGUCUGCCCGCAGGGAGGCAGAGCUGGAGAGGGUGAAGCAAAACUGCUUAGAGCGCACUAGUCUAGAAGAAAAGGAUAUUCUUGUUCUUCCACUGGAUCUGCUGGACCGGGCGUCACAUCAGGAGAAAACCAAUGCUAUUCUGCAUCACUUCGGCAAUAUAGACGUGUUGAUUAAUAACGGUGGUCGUAGUCAGCGCUCUCUAUGCGUGGACACGGAUGUGGAGGUGUACCAGGGUCUGAUGGAACUCAACUUCAUCGGCACCGUGUCCAUCACCAGGCAGGUGCUGCCCCACAUGAUCCGUCAUGGCAACGGUAUCAUAGCAACUGUCAGCAGCAUCGUUGGGCUAGCUGGAGCUCCACUAUCCACCGGAUACUCGGCCAGCAAACACGCACUGCAGGGUUUCUUCAACUCCCUGCGGACAGAGCUGACCGAUUCUCCUGGAAUCACCAUCAGUACGAUCCUCCCUGGACCUGUUGUGUCCCAGAUUGUACAGAACGCUUUUACUGAGCACACAGACAAGCCGGUGUCCAGCGCGGGUGAUCAGACGCAUAAGAUGUCCACUGAGCGCUGUGUCCACCUCAUCAUGGCCGGACUGGCCAAUCGGGUGAAGGAGAUGUGGAUUGGUCAGCAGCCGUUUCUGCUCUUCUUCUACGUCUGGCAGUACACACCGACACUAGCGUGGUUCAUGACCAGCCUGCUGGGCAGAAAACGAGUUCAGAACUUUAAAGCUGGUCUGGAUGCAGACUCGGCGUACUUCACCAAACCCAAGGCCAAGACCACCUGAGACACUGUGCAGGUUACUGAGGCCUUUAAUUUCAAUUACAGCGGUCCACUUUUAAGUUAGUUUUUUAGGUAAUCGUGUACUGCUUCUACUAAACAGAGGCACCAACGUCAGCUCGAUGGACAGCUCUUCCACUGCUUGUACUACUUGGACUAGUUGGAUUGUGGAAAAUGUUGUUUCUUAAGGUGAAAGUGUAGCAAAAAGUAAAGUUAGUGGUGUAUUUUUAUACUGAUUGAGGGUUUAAAUUGACCUUAUCCUGCUACUCUGAAGAUGUUUGGAGAAUGUGCAUCCUGUUAUGCAAAGCUGAAUUGUCCAAAACUUUAUCUGUUCAAUACAAAACUCUUUAUUGAUGCAAAAUUAGUGACUGUUUUGUUAAAUCAAUACUAACUGAUUAUAUACAACACUGCCUGGCUAAUAAAAAAAGUCUGCACCUGGA
Astyanax mexicanus (Mexican tetra) is the source of this 1463-nucleotide messenger RNA. It is a transcript of the gene dhrs7, whose product is annotated as dehydrogenase/reductase (SDR family) member 7. Gene Ontology annotation, molecular function: oxidoreductase activity. The transcript is spliced from 7 exons. NCBI's taxonomy places the organism in Eukaryota, Metazoa, Chordata, Actinopteri, Characiformes, Acestrorhamphidae. The coding region runs from base 11 to 1030 and encodes 339 amino acids. The record is from RefSeq and is a predicted model, not a curated record.